Messenger RNA from Pseudozyma flocculosa PF-1, 1521 nucleotides. RefSeq lists its product as uncharacterized. The record is from RefSeq and is a predicted model, not a curated record. Bases 1 to 1521 code for a protein of 506 amino acids. Lineage: Eukaryota; Fungi; Basidiomycota; Ustilaginomycetes; Ustilaginales; Ustilaginaceae. Gene Ontology annotation, molecular function: protein binding. The transcript has 2 exons.
AUGGACUUCACCCUCUCGGGCGCGCAAAAGGCGCCGCCUCUCCGCGCCGCCCCCUCGCUCGACGGCUUCUCGCCACGCCGCUGCCGCCACGCCCAGCCCAUCCCCUCGGCCACGCCCGGCACCUCGACGGAUCCACCCUACCUCGUACACCUCGCAUCCCUCUCCACGCCAAACCCGUCUCUGCUCGCCGUAUCGCACCCCUCGCUCCUCACCCUCGUCGACAAGGCCACCCACAGCGUGCUCCACCACGCCAGCCUCGCAGACGCCCACCGCAUCACACAGCUGCACGCCCUCACCCCGGGCGGCCUCGGCUCCACCUUUAUCGCCUCCAGCACAGCCGGGACCGUCUCGUCAUUUGACGUCCGCUCACCCUCGGCCCUCACCCAGCCCACCCUCGUGCUGCGCGGUCCAAGGGGCGCGCCCUACCACAGCGUCGCCGCUUCCCCGCACGCCACCAACCCGCACCUCGUAGCCGCGGGCACCGAGCUCGUCGGCGUCGAUGCCCACGUCGACAUCUACGACGUGCGCAGCCCCGCCGCACCCCUCUUCCGCUACACCGAGUCGCACUCGGACGACGUCACCUCGCUCCGCUUCCACCCUUCGCCCCACCACGCCGACAUCCUCGUCACCGGUAGCACAGACGGCCUCGUGUGCGCGAUAGACACCACCGUCGACAACGAGGACGACGCCGUCAUCGCCGUCGGCAACACGGCCAGCAGCGUCGCCCGCUCCGGCUGGGGAGGCGGAGGAAGCCAGGUGUGGGGCAAGCCAGCAGCGACGGCGCAGGCCGACGUCGACAUGACGGCCGACGUCGACGACGACGACGACCUCAACCAGCAAGAGGCCGAUGCGCGGCGCAAGGGCCUCGGCUCGGUAUGGGCCGUCGGCGACAUGCAGACGCUCAGCGUGUGGGACGCCGACAAGUUUGAUCCGCUCCUCGACCCGGUCGACGUGCGCUCCUCGACGUGCCUGCGCCCGGCGUGGACGACCGACUACAUCAUCGACGCGCACUGCACCUCGCACCUCGCGUCGUCCGCCUCGUCGGCGACGGGGGGCGUGACGCUCUACGUGGGAACGACGGAGGGCUCGUUCUCCAUCCUCACGGCGUCGCCGGAAGGAGCGGGCGGGUGGAGGAUGGAGGCCCUCUUCCCACAGGCGGCCGCGGGUGCCGUCGGAGCGGCCGCGGGCGGGCACAGCGACAUUGUGCGCUGCGUCGACUACGACCCGGCCUCGCGCAUCCUCUACUCGGGCGGCGAGGACGGGCGGCUGUGCAUGUGGCGCCUCGCGGGCGCCGACGACGACGGCGGCGACGAGGCCGAUGGCGCGGCGACCCAGAUCCGGCAGUCGAUGGGCGGCGCUGCAAUGGACCAGGCUCCGGCGGCGGGGACCGCGGCGUUCCUGGGCGCGAUCCGGGCAGGAGGGGGGCGCGGGAUGUCGGAAUCGAGCGGCGGCGCGAGGGGCGGCGCGAGGUCAGAGUCGGCGCACACGGGGCGCAGCCAGAGGUGGAAGCCGUACGGCUGA